Molecule: messenger RNA, 10052 nt
Organism: Amoebophrya sp. A25
Lineage: Eukaryota; Dinophyceae; Syndiniales; Amoebophryaceae
Source: the annotation of a GenBank genome assembly
GGAUAAUCGUGACUUUUUCCAGUGUGUAAAGAAGAAUGCGACACCUCGCUUGAGCCAGAGGGUAAUGUAGAAGUGACUACAUUCACCCUCGCUCCAACAUUGUUGUACUUAUCACAAACAAGAGGACCUAGUAGAAGUAGAAUUCCUAGUAUUUAAAAAGAACUUGCAAUACAAGAAAAUGACCGAAGCGAGUAUAAAAGCGGUGUCUGAGGCGCUUUCCGCCUUUCGCUUGGACGAGGUUGAGAUAGUCCAGUGGCACAAUUUUGAGGAGGGUGAGCGAACGCUGGAAUUCGACAAUCUUGGACUACCUUUUACCCCUGAUGCGAUUUCACCAGAUGACGUCGAGAAGUUGCUACUUCUAUUGCAAAAAUACAACACAGAAGCUAUCAAGGAAGGACGCAAAGGGAAUAAGGAAAAGACUGGCGGCAGGAAAAAAAACACGGGAGGAGAUGGGUCCGGUGGAAUAUUAUGGGACUAUUUUUUUGACUCUGAAUCCGGAGGCGCUCUCCAACGCAUCAAACAGCUCAUUCCGGUCCUCGCAUCGCUCAUAGCAAUACAGUCAGAUGAGGAGGUAAUAUUCUAGGAAGUGAUUUUUGAUUUCGACGAUUGAUUGCGCGGAUUAUGAUUCUCACGGCAGGGUCUCAUCAAGAAUAUCAAGCAUCAUGAUCUUAUCGACGUCCUUCAGGGCCUCCACGAACGACUGCAGGUCGGAGCUAGUAUGUGCUAUCUGGAGCUCCUAAUGGUCAAAGGAAAUUGUCCCAGUUGGAAUACAGCAUGCUUAAGGCUACAAGUUUCGAUUUGUAAAUUCUUACAGCUCGUCUCUGCUCGUCCGCUAAUUUUGAUUGCAGGACCCACUUGUGAUUUGGUCUUCGAUAAUGAUUCUGUGUCAAGGCUGUUUGGAUUCUCUAAUGUCGAGACAACCGAUUUUGAAGAAAAUCGUGAAAACCUGUGCCGCUUAUUUGGUGGACAUUCAUCAUGGAAGAAAACCGCCAAAGUCGAACGAAGAUGAUGGUCCGGUAAGAGACAACUAUACUAACGCAGACCUAUUAUACUUCUUGAUGAUACAACUUUACUUAUGUAAUUGGGCUCCAUACACUCCAGAAUUAUCAGGUUGAGGACGUCGGCCGCCAGCACGUUGAGAAAUAUCAGAAGUUGUUGCAUCAAGUUAGUCGGACUUUGUGCGAAGUAAGUCUUGGGCAUAGAACUGACGCUGCGUCCUUCAUCAUCGUUAUGGAGAAGUCUUCACACUUGUGUUGUUGUAUUUUUCACAUACUCGAAAAUACAAGUACGACCAUCAACCUGUUAAGUGGAAAUAACUUCCUCGUAGUUGCGCAAGUCGUAGAGGCGUGUCUUGCAUCAUCAUCUUCUUCUAAAGAACAGCGAUUAGCCCUGAUUGUAACGGCGCCGCGCGAUGAGGCAGUGUGCGAGACGGCUUUGCGGUGUCUCACAGCCGUUGUGUCUCGUUAUAGGGCCUACCGAUAUAUCGGAACCGAUGAAGGUGACACAGUUGGUGAGGAGGAGCAGUUUAGAGGGCAAGUUGGGGAUCAAAGUCCAGAGAAGGGGGCCGAAGCUGAUACCCUUCUCGGAGGCGGUCUAGAACAAGUUAUGGCGACUAUCGUUAGCAAUGAGAGUUGCAGUAGAAUGAUAGAUCAUAUCCUCAUAUCUCAAAUUUACAUCGUUAAGCUUCUUUCAUGAACCAAGAACGCGGUGGAAGCAGCAGUUCAUCCGGUGCACCAGCAGGAGCUGAGGCAGCAUCACGAGUCGAGCGCGAACUAGAAGAGCGGAAGGCGUUGAAUGUGUUGACCUCGAUGAUAUUUCAGACUUUGUUACCGGCAAUAGGAGUUUAUCGACCAGAACUUGUCCAGCAACCGCAGACUAUACCAAAGAUUAUGGGAACAAGACUAUACCGAAGAUUAUUAAGGGAGCAUGUUAUCCUUUGCGCCCAAAAGAAGUUAAAAGCUAAAUAGACUUGUCUGUCCGCGGAUUUCUUUAUCUGGAAUUUCGUGGUACUACCGUAAGUGAAUAAUCCACCAGUCGACAUCCACAGCCCCUCUCUCCCUGUUCAUAGCGCUGUGGAAGACUACGAGGAAGUCCUGCUUGGAAUUUGCGAAGCGGUUGCUCAUGUCACAUCCGGACUUGGCCAUUCCUGUUGACGUGCAGAAGCUUGUUGAGGAAGAGGAAGAGGAGCCUGAGAACCCUCAUCCAAAAGAGGGUGCCGGUUUCGGUGAUCCGAUGGGUAUGGAUGUUGACGGGGAAGAGCAGGUACUUAUAAUAUAGUUUCAUGUGGUUCAGUCAUGAGGGUUCUUGUAGCUCUAACGGCGUUUUUACGGUGCAAGAAAUAUCUUUGAACAACCAAGCUGAGAGUUCGUCAUGGUCGAAUCACGACAAAAACUAGGCACCCGGCUCACCAUCUACGAACGUGAAGAAAGAACCGAAGACACCGGGAACGGCCAAGAAAAGAGCAGACCUGCAUUCGGAGCUGAAGUCUGCAAUCGGCAAGGGCAGGGACGUUGUUGCUGAUGAUGACGACACCGAGUCAGAUACGAGACACCGGUGGAGGGUAACAAACUUGAAUGUUAAUGUUCAGUUUACUAGCUGUUUUUUUAGAAUUACGAUGAAAUCUCGACAAGUAGAAAGAAUGUUUAUCUUAGUGUUGUUUAUGUUUGCUACGUCAGUCGUGACUCUUGAGCUUGACCACUUUGGUCCUCGCUUCAGUCCAAUGGACAAUGAAGUUUUUUUAACCUUCUGCCACUUCUCAUUUUCAGACCUACACAAUCGAUCCGAUAGUAUGUUUGAUCCAGUCUCUCUGUGUAAAAGUCUACGAUCGGGCAGACACACGUGAAAUGCUGGCGGAUACAACACUGGACCUUACGAGGGACCUCCCAGAUGACGCAAGGAUCCGAGUUUUUGAGUACUACUGUAAUUGCUUAUCUCGGAUAUCCUUCGGCUAAUCCCUAUCCACCCUCUAGAUGGUUUUUCUCGUCGAUUGGGAUGAUUCCCCAUUGAUACUUUGUUACCAAGACCUCUGAAACUUUCUUACUCCCUUUUUAGGUACUUCUGCUUUAUACUUACUUGACCAAUUCGUGUUCUUCAUCCUUUCCUCAAGGACAGGUUCACCUUAGGCCUGAUGUCCUGCGCACUCGGAAGUAGACGGUCUAUCGCCACUGAGAUUUGCUCAAAGUUGAUGCAGUACACGGCGGACGUGAUCUACGAGACGGCUCAAGCCCAGAACACCACAGAUAUCGUCGCCCAAUCUCCGCAAGGUAUGGCUGAAGAUGAAAUGGAGGUAGAUCCUCCGACAUUAGGAGUAAUCAAGGAGGAGCCAAAAGAUGGAACGCAACAAGAAGUUGGCGGUACGCAAGCAACAGAUUGUCUGUUAGAGCAAGAUGCGUUGGCGCCUAAAGUUCCUCCAUUGCCUCAUCGAGCGCGGACGAGUCUCCAACCUGCCAAUGGCGAUUUAUCUUGGCGCCUUUUACGUGCAGUCUAUGAGAGGACGAAAGUUAUGAAAAUGUUUUAGUACGAAUGCGUGCUUGUCUAAACUUGGGAGUUGUACUAGUUUGGAUGUCAACAUCGUAGUCUGAAGAUAUGUAAUGAAAGUUGACUCAUUAGGCAAAGAUCUUCUAAUCGGAACUCCCUCCCUGCAGUCCGCGGCAAAGCCUUGAAUUGCUUGGGCACUGGCAUCAAGCUUUUGACACCCGAACAACGUCAGCUCACAUUGGGAGACAGGAAGAGUGAGUACUUUGUAGACGUAAGCAAACUCUGGGAGGGCGCGAUAGUAGACGAGAAACCGGCUAUGCGAACUGCGGCAGUGCAGCUUUUUGAUUCUCUCUUGGACUUCGUGAAAGACCACAAAGAAACGCUGAAGCUCUGUCCGUUGAAGCUGUCCAGUUUGCUGUCGGAUGAUAGUGUACUCUUUUCUUGCUGAACAAUAUCGUUUCGUGAAAAUUCUUGAAUACAUUUUAACAGAAUACAUUUUAACAGUCAACUGAGAGUUGUAUUUCCAAAUCCGAUUUUUCUGGAUUCGAACAUCCUCUUCAGGUCAACGUCCGCAAACGAGUUGUUAUCUCGCUGACGAACUAUCUUCGAAGUUGCGGCGAUGAAUCUCGUGUAGUGCGCGAAACAUGGACAAGAGCGGUCAUUGGUGCAGUCGUGGAUGUUGAAGCCAGCGUUCAUUAAGGCUUUCCGCAACUCAUUUUGAGACGCAUCUUUGACCCCUUCAGUAUUAAAGGGAAGAAAACACGGCAAAGAAUCUUUUCAAGAUGAACAUGGGUAAGCUCUAAGCUCAAGAUAAAGCACUCGAAAUGAUCAAGGAUAAUAUCUUCAAGCCCUUAAUCGCCUGGGCAGACAAUCCUCAAUUCAAGACAAAGCGUGUUCUGCCACGCACAGUAGGAAACGCGGGAAAGCGAUGUUUAUGGACGACAAAGGUGUAGUAGGGGUUAUUACUUAGAAGUAAAUACAUGUAGAUGUACAUCUUUUCAUCCUCUUCAAGAACACCUUGGUUGAUUAGUCUAAAGAGAUUGUUCCUGUACGAGAUCCAUUGAUGGCUAUCCUAUCAUGUUGUAACUAAAGGCACAAAACCAAGUCCACACCUCCUCUCGAACCACGUCCGCUGGAGAAUUCGCGCCGUCUUUUAAAGAAUUCCCAACGAGCUGGGCUCAGGAUGAGGAAGCUCAAGAUGGGGAGGAAGGACGGGCUAAGAAAAGGAGGAAGUGUGAGAAGGGAGAUGAGGGCGACGAACCGCAAGAAGAAGGACAAGUUGAAGACGAUCAGGUGGCACCAGACGACGAAGUGUUUUUAUGAUACUAGAUUAGAAAUGCAAAGUCUAUGAUCUUCCUUGGUUCAAAAACAUUAGUCAAACUAGACUAGAAACACUUGCGCUUCAACGUCUAUUUCUAAUAGCUACACCGGCCGGCGCAGUCUUCGACGUGUUAGAGGCGCUUGAUAGCGAUUCAGCCGAAUACCUGCAGAGGGCCGUCUCGAUGUACAACAACACAGCACGCCCAAAAGUCUGCACCGGAGAAAAAGACUUCGAAAAGCUGUUUAUGGCUUGAUGGCAUUGUGGGCAUGAUUUAGAGCAAUUCUUCUGCAGUUGUGUCUUAGAGCAAUUCUAACUUCCACAAAGCCUUGAAAGAAAUUGUGCAGUUGUGUCUAGAGCGCAUGCCGGAUUGGAGAGGGUGGCCCCUACCUGUGUGGCAAAUGCUUGACGAGGCGGCAGUGAAAGACCCCAAUCAAGGUCGUCUCCUUGAUUUUUCGACUUUUGUUAUGGAGUGUGGGAGUUGCUAGUCGCUCUAGCUUUCAAUCGUUGCGCUAACAAUUAUAGCCACUGUCGUACUAGUGCUUCUUAGCUAUAGCUACUCUUUUACAAUACGCAUACGCAACAUGGCAUCAGGCAUCCUCAUCUCCCUCUAAGGUCCUCAUGCUCUUCGACAGGGUGAAAGACGAUCGUGACGCUUCUUUGGUAGCCGCUAAGACGCUUUGCUUGCUGCAGCGCGUCCCCGCAACCUGUAUACCACAGGCUGAGGUGGACAGCUUUUAUGGAAGGAAUUUGAUAGUGUUACAGAAGUACCGAAAAAUUCUUAUCACGGCAGCGCUUUUCUAUCAUUUCGAAAAGCGACGUCGUUUGUGUUGUUGAUAUGGUUUUGUCGCUUGAAAUGUGAAGGUCUCUACCUCAUUUGACUGCAGAGAUCGAUCUAUGUAUUGUUAGCACCAUAUUCAGCUUUCCACCUCCUUGCUUUCAUAAGCAAGUGGUGCAAUUCAAGAAGAGGCUCAUGGAGUUUUCUGCGCAACCUAUGCUGAUUUCAGAGAUGAUGAAUUGUUUGCAGCAUUUUGCCGGAACUCUCGAUAACCAAGCGAAGAAGAAGCCAGGGAAAAAGGAGGAUCCAAAGAGCAAUCCAGCCUCGACCGGCAAAGCCAUCUUAUGAGACUCACUUUAUUGUGCUUGUGAAUUCAUUUUGUGGGCCUUGCGCCAAGUGGUGCACUGGUCAUGAAUGACCGACCACACAUAACAGCUGCAGGAGUGUGCGUUGGCAGUCGUCAACUGCGGCGUGGGCCCGGAGAUAGAACACGACGAGCCAGGAGCGAAACAAGGAGACAGCGGUGGGCGCCCCAGAGUGGGCCGCAAAUUCUGGUGGGAGUCGAGGGGGGCCGACGCUCUCGCAGUCGCCAAUGAAGUUGCGCCGUGUCCUUCGCCAGAGGGGGCCCCUGGCUGAGGCACUUAGGCCGUCCAAACAUGCCGCAGGGAAUUCAGCCGGGGGGCUGGGGGAUAAAAGCCCGCGGGCGGACCCAAAGGGAGAGGCCGGCUUCUUGACGUGAGAGACGAGGGAGGGAGGGUGACCCCCUGGCAAAGCUCGCGGGGCCUUCCUUCGCUCCGCGUGAGUCCUUGGGGGCAAACGAUCUGAGCUACGGCGGGCGCCGGCUGAUGAUCUGGAGCCCCUCGGUUCAGCUAGUUGCGCACGCAGCGGAUUAAGCUUGGCGGGGCUGGCAGUCUUGGCGUGGAGCUUUGCAAGGGGUUGGCGCGUGCUGCUUUCUUGGCCGUCGGCCUACUCACUGCCCCCAUGUCGUGGCCCUGAGCAAAGCUUGGCGGGUGUUUGUUCUCGUGUGUGGCUGGCUCGGGGUGAGUGUCUGCCGUCGCGCUUGUGUGUCAGUCAGUCUUCUUUGCUUCUGGUGUCGAUCUAUGGAGUGGCAGCCAGGGGAUAAUUUGCAGCCCGAGCGGGGUGCCUUUUGCCUUCUUUGGACUGAUAAUUCGGCACGCUGUCUACGCGUUCGCUAGACUGACUCAUAAGGUGGCCAAAACCCUCCGACGAACUCUAAUUCUCACAGUAGCGAUCUCCAAUGAGCGAAAAGAGGCAGCAAAACAGGGGAUGAUCGAGCUCCGAGAUGAGAUCCAGAGUCGUUUGAUGCUUCUCUGUCGGGGUGAUGCGUAUUUGGAAAGACAGGAAUCGCAAUCAGCUGCUAGUCCAGAGGACUCGCCGCUUUCAGAGGGUGGCAGCGUUAGUAGUUAUGGGAGACACACGCAUACUUGAUAUAGUAGUCACAAAAUAUUCAUGCCACUUGGUCGGCUGUCAUUUCGGGGUGCUAGUAGGGCGAGCAUGCUAGGUAUUAACAGUAUAUACUUCCAACUCGAUAAUUUUCAGACUCUAACCAGACUGUAAGAAGCGAAAGCGCAGGGACCGUCUUACGUAUCGCGAGCGCCUGAAUUUACGAAAAAGCUGGGUUAUUUGUUGUUCUCAAAAUAGACAGUGCAUUGCCUCUCGUGCGAGGCGUCGUUCAGAACGAGUGCUGCAUCAGGGUAUAAUUUAUUCUUUCUGUUCUGAAAUUCAAUAAUUCUUUUGUAUAUUUUCAUGGUGGAGGUGUAGAUUUUUAUGGUUCGCCAAUAUUCCGCUUCUCAUCUUCUAAUCAACGUCCAGAACCAUUUGUUCACACUGGGCGAGAUCGCACUGGCUGAGCCAUCACUUCUGAACUGGGAAUUAUUGACCGCUCUGCAGCAAUACAUCUGCAACGACGGUUGCUACCAAGGCGCAUCAAGGAUUUCGGUACUUCCAUAUCCAUAGUACGAAUACUUCUUAGAUGAUCCUACCUGGUACGACAAUACUUCAGGUGAUUGUGUUUUUAAUUUGUGCGCCACGACAAUACUUUAUGUGGUUGUGUUUUGAAUUUGUGCGCCAUGAUACUGCAAGUCCUAUUGAGUGAUGUCUGACAAGAAUUACUUUCUAAUCGAUGAUACUAACUACUCACACAUCGAAAGAAUGAAAACAAGAACUACUUAUUUAAUUAUGAGAUAGAAAGAAACCAAUCUGCCAAUCAUCUGAACAGCUGCCUUCGGUGGUGCGAGCUCAGGCCUACAUCACAUUGAUCAAGUUUUAUCUGCGGGACGUGAAUAAGGCCCGGAAAUACCUUCGUGCCUUGAUUAUUCCGCUUGCCAAGAAGCAGGAGCCCUUUGUGGUGAAAAACAACAUCGUGGUGGGCUUAGGCGACAUGAUGCAGGCUCAUACGCUUCUAGUCGACCCGCAUCUUUUACGAUAGUGAAUUGUUGGUCCGCGUUGAUCCGCAUUCCCUUUCCUCUCCGUCCUCUCUGUCACUUGUCUACUUCUACUGUUCAUCCUUCUUCUCUUGCCUCUAUAGUUCCCCGGGACCGAGAUGGCCUCCUUCUCUUCCUCUCUAAGACUAGAAUGGAUAUCUGCUCAGCUUCGCAGUGAGACGUCUAUCCUUCGCAAACAGACAGCUAUGGUUCUGUCAAGUCUCCUAGCCGAGGACUUCGUGAAACUUAGCAGAGGCGACGUGAAAUAUCGCCUUGUCUACGCGUUGUCGGACCCAAGUGAAGAUGUCAGGUACUGUGAUAUCCUUUCGAUGAUGAAUAUCUAGUGAUCUAAGAAUUAUGCGCUAUGUACACGUUCUGUAUUUUGCUCUUCGAUGAAUAGCCAGUAAGUAAUCUAAUUGUGCUCGAUGUACUAGCAGUUCUACACCUGCUUCUUAUUUUUCUCCCUCAAACUUUCAACAUCAGGCAUUUCGUCGAGAGCGUCUUCUGUAAGAUUCUGCAGCCGCGGGACAAGGAAAAGCAGCUUUUCUUCAAGAGCUUCUCGGAGAUGCUUUGUAGCAUAAUUAUGGGUUAUUUGUCAACAUUGUGCUGAUAUAAGUAGGAAGCGUUGUACUAGCUGCACUCGAGGCCGAGUUCGAGCAACCUUCUUUCAACAAUUUGUCACCUAAAAAGCGCACCUCCUUUGCGAGUCCUUUCUCAGUUGCGAGUGAUCCGUUUAUAUCCGGCGCUAACAUCUAUGGUUUCGAUCAGAUUCCCCAAUUCAGCAAGACCGCGAAGGAGAUGAAGAGCUUUUCCCUCGAAAAAUUUCCGAACAGGAGAGCCAUGAUUUUCAAUUAUGAUGUGAAGACACAUCUAUGCUUAUAAUAUUGAUUAUUAGUCAUGAUUAUGCUUGAUUUAGUCUAGAUUCUAUGCUCAUAAUAAUGCGAAGAAUCAGGAAGAUUCGAGUAGAAGUAAAACGCUGGUGCUUUUCUCCACUAGGGUGUGGGCUGCUUUAUCCUGCAGUCAAAUGCACGGACGUUUGAGGACGAUGUGUUGGUGUUUACCGGCUAUUAAAUAUUCCUCCCAUACUCCUCCUUACUCCCUCUUUCGUUCUCCACCGUCACUUAGAAUUUACAGUCCCUACGCCUUGCAUCCACGUGUCCAUUCAAAACUACUUCUGUAAUAAAUUUGUUCCUAAUUAUGACCUCCCGGCAGCUGAACGAGCGGAGUACUCCUCUGCACAGAUGCAGUCAGUUUCUUUCUUUGCAGUGAAAUAGUUUCUUGAAUUCUAAGGCCAAUGAGAUUGUUCCUAAUUAUUCCCCUUAUUAGUUCCUAAUUAUUCGCCUUAACCAUGUAGUCUACUUUCAAAGUCAGUCAUUUCGAGAGCCUCUCUAAUGUUAAUUCUUCCUAAGCCAGAUGCCUAUCGAGCAGCGAUGCAUAUUGCCAAUUGCGCUGUGCAAGGAGGUGCUGGAGCCUUUUUGCUUCGGAGAUGGUGGUAUAGUUAAGGCAUUGGCCUAAGAUUUGGGCUUACGUAGUAGGCCAUCGUCUUCGAACAUGGUCGAUUCAGCCAGUGCGGACUCUCAUUUCUGCUAGCAAAACGGAAGGGUAGAAGUCCGAAAGAUAAAAUUAGAACCAGAAUUGGGGCAACUUUCUGUCAGAGUAGUUUAUAGCACGCAUGGUGCAUGGAGUAGCAUGGAGUGCAUGGAGCGCAGAGCUUUAAGGGGCGCAAGAAGCUCCCCCUUUAGCUCCAUGCUACUCCAUGUGAUCCAUGCACUCCAUGCCAUGCGAGCUGUGAAACCUUAUAAACUGCUCUAUGAUAGAUUUAAGUCUACUGUGUAGUACUACCAAGAGUUCUCUCCUUCUAAGCCACGACGUGAAAAGUUUAUUCUGUAGUACUACCAAGAGUUCUCUCCUUCUAAGCCACGACGUGAUAAGUCUACUGUGUAGUACUACCAAGAGUUCUCUCCUUCUAAGCCACGACGUGAAGAGGGGACGCCAGUACCACAAACUGACGGAGAUCCUGGCGCCACGGUGUUGA